UUGGGCUGAGGCCUUUAAAAUCCACUUAGCUACUACAGGAAGCUUUUUUCUCUGAUCUCUCUGGUGUUUGCUGUGACAGACGACGGAAACAAUGGCGGGGAAUCAAGUGGACGCCAAGGGUUUGCCGGCCAACAUAGCCGGAAUGUCAAAGAACCAACUUUACGAAAUCAUGUCCCAGAUGAAGAAACUUAUAGAACAAAACCAGCAGCAGGCGAAGCAGAUCCUUAUCCAAAACCCUCUCUUGACUAAAGCCCUUUUCCAGGCUCAGAUUAUGCUUGGAAUGGUUAAGCCCCCUCAAAUGACUCCAACCAUUCAGCCACCUGCGCCGCAACAAUCUCAGCAAUCAUCACAACCACCUCAUCAGCCAAAUAUCCAGCCAUCACUAUCGUUGCCAGGUCAAGCUGGGCUGCAGGAGCAAGCUGCUCCAUCUCAGAACCAGCCUCCUCUAAGGAAACAGCAGCAAAACCAAGUUGGGAUGCAAACCUCAGUUGCUUCUGUUGCUGCUGCAAACCUUCAGUCUCAACCCAUGCCACCAUAUUCCCUACAGACACUGCAGCAGACAAAGGGUCAUUUGAACCCUCCUCUGUCCCUUCCACAUACAUCCGAACCCCCACUUCCUCUGAAUUCAUCUUCACAGCUCCCUCAUCGUCAUCAAACCCCUAUGCUGACAUCGUCAAGCCAGAUGCAACAGUCAUUGCAGACAACUGGAGUUCCUCAUAUGCCUCUGCAUCCACCAAUGCAACCACAGGCCAGGCUUCCUUUGGUUCCAAAUUUUAAUCAUCAGUAUGCCCCACAAAUGGGUCCAAAGGUUGGUUUCCAACACCCUUGUCCCCCUCAGCAUCUUUCACAGCUGAUGUUCAAUUCUGGUAAUAAACCUCCUUCUAGCCAUGGACCUUUGUUUCCACAAGGACAGCCACCACAUGCAAAUCAGAUGCCACCUCAAUCAACAUAUCAAAAUCAGGCAGGGGGCUUGCAUUUAGGAUCCGAUUUUGGCAGCCGUGUUGGGGGUACCAUGCAGACGGAUAGAGGAACUUCUCGGAUGCUUAGCCAACCAGAUAAUUCAAUAGCAACACAACUCCAAGGACCCUCUCUGUUGGUUCCUGGUCAGAUGGGUCUAGGAAAUCAGCCUCCUCGUCCUGCAUCGUUGACUCCGGAGAUGGAGAAGGCAUUACUUCAGCAGGUCAUGAGCCUCACUCCAGAACAGAUAAAUCUCUUGCCUCCAGAGCAACGGAACCAAGUUCUUCAGCUACAGCAAGUUCUGCGCCAAUGAAAAUGCUCACACUUCAGCCGGUGAUGGAAGGCAUUGUUAUGCCUUUGCUGAUCAAUGGAUGAAAUUUGAUUUGUUGAUUCAGUACGGCUGCUAAUUUGCAGACCAUUUCAUCUUAACCGCUUUGAGCUUAUGCCUUAUCUAGAUUGGUAGCUUCUACAUUUCUUCCAUGGGUACUUAGUUAACACAUUGAUGCUGUUGAUCAUUUUCUGCUACUCUGUUUCUUCGGCUUUAGCA
Messenger RNA from Hibiscus syriacus, 1504 nucleotides. Its product is annotated as arginine-glutamic acid dipeptide repeats protein-like. Gene Ontology annotation, biological process: mRNA 3'-end processing. The record is from RefSeq and is a predicted model, not a curated record. Lineage: Eukaryota; Viridiplantae; Streptophyta; Magnoliopsida; Malvales; Malvaceae. Bases 92 to 1270 code for a protein of 392 amino acids. The transcript has 7 exons.